GUAUGCUUAUAUUCCUCAAAAAGAUUUAAGUCUUGAAAAGAAUUGUCUUAAACAAAUUAGAAGAGUUAUGAGACAAAGAGCAAUUAGUGUGAAUUUGCAACCAGAAAUAGAAGAAGCAUGUCUUAAAGAUCUCGGUGUUUAUUGCCAUAAAUUAAAAAAAGGCCAAGAGAUGGAGUGUCUUCAGAACAAUUUGGAACGGCUUGAAAAAUUGUGUCAUGAUGCUGUCGAAUCAAUUACUGAAAUUGAAGCACAAGAAGCAGACUUAAACCCUUAUAUUACUAAAUAUUGUAAAAACAUAAUUCAGCAAUUGUGUGCAGCCGAAGAUAGUAACGAUGAUGGCAAUAUUAUGGACUGUUUAAUAGACAACAAAAAUAACCCAUUAGUGAAAUCAAAUCAUGCUUGUCGUGCCAGUAUUGAACAUUUUCAGAUCAUUUCUCUUAAAGACUACAGAUUUACAUAUAAAUUUAAAGUGGCUUGUAAAUCAUAUGCUACAAGACUUUGUAAUUAUGCUAGAACGAAAAAUGAGGUGAUGUCUUGUUUAAGUGAACAAAUGCUAAAUGCCACAAUUCAAGGUUUAAAAAGUAGCAUAUCUAAAGAGUGCAAGCAACAACUGAGGUCACAAAUAUUCCACCAAAGAGAGAAUAUUGACUACAAUCCUUCACUGAAACUAGCUUGUUCUGAAGAUAUUCAAAAAUAUUGUAACAAUUUACAUCCUGGAAAUUCUCAGGUACUAGAAUGUUUACAAAGUGUUUCACCAGGACGAUUAAGUAAAAAAUGUGAAAAGGAAGUUUUCAAAGUUCAAAAACUUGAAGCUUAUGAUAAUACUGUAGAUUAUGCACUUUUAACUACAUGCACACAGGCUAUAGAUCAGUUCUGCCCUGAUCGGGAACGAGAAAGUAUACUAAAUUGCCUAAAGGUAAAUAAAGACGAGAAAGGUUUCGAUAAAAAGUGUCGUAUGAUAGUGUUGCAUCGCAUGAUGGAACAAAAUGUGAAUUACUUAUUAAAUCCAUCUCUUCAAAAAAAUUGCAGUAUGGAUAUAAAAAAAUUUUGCAAGAACGAAUUAUUAUCAAAUGAGAAGUCAAUAACCGACUCUGUGAUAAAAUGUUUAAAAGUGCAAUUCAAGUCGUUCAAACUAUCCGAUACCUGUGAAAAAGAAAUGGCUGAAAUAUUGAGAGAACAAGCUCUGUAUGUUAAUCUCAAUCCCCUUAUUAAAGUUGUUUGUAAAAAUGAGAUCGAAACAAUUUGUAAAUUUGAUGAGGAAGAUUCUGGGAAGGUCGAAGAAUGCUUGAAAAAUGCACUAAUUAAGAAAAAAAUUCCCACACCAGAAUGUAGUCUUGAAGUUGCAAAUAUGAUUGAAGAGUCCCAAGCCGAUAUUCAAGUAGACCCUCUCCUGCAGAGAACGUGUGCUCUUGAUUUAUUAACUUUUUGUAAUAAUGUUCCACAAGGAAAUGGAAGGCAUAUACAAUGUUUAAAGAAAAUAUUGGAAAGUGGAUCACAAACUUUGACUCCAAAGUGCAAGAGUAAAUUGAAAGAAAGAUUUGAAAUGUAUAAAAAUGCAGCACAAAUUGCUCCUCUAAGUGAUUUUCAAGAUCUGUAUCAACAAGUUGUCACGUCUCCAUCAAAAAAUUAUUUUGUUAUUGUUGUUUUCAUGGUGUUUGCCGGUAUAUUUGUAAUUGGUGUACUUUGUGGACAAGUUUCAAAAAAUAAAUAUAAAUUAUUAAAGAAUAAAUGAUAGUUGAAAAAUUGUGAUAUAAUUAAUUGUAAUGUGUA
Molecule: messenger RNA, 1770 nt
Organism: Anoplophora glabripennis (Asian longhorned beetle)
Lineage: Eukaryota; Metazoa; Arthropoda; Insecta; Coleoptera; Cerambycidae
Product: Golgi apparatus protein 1
Exons: 5
Cellular component (GO): Golgi membrane
Molecular function (GO): fibroblast growth factor binding
Source: RefSeq, a predicted model, not a curated record